This is a messenger RNA of Schistosoma mattheei, 996 nucleotides long. Lineage: Eukaryota; Metazoa; Platyhelminthes; Trematoda; Strigeidida; Schistosomatidae. The record is from the annotation of a GenBank genome assembly.
AUGAAUAUAUUACAUUACACAAUAUUGACUAGUUUCAUAUAUGUUUAUUCCAUGCAUUUCAUUUUUCUUUUCCACAAAAUGCAACUAAAUGAAGCAAAAUGCCAGUUUUCUGAAUAUUCAGUUCUUAAACCAAAUCAACUUUGGUGGACACAUGAUGGUCAACGUUUACCACCUGUUUCAUUUAAUCUUAACGAUUACUUACGUAAAUUUGUUGUAAAACAGGGUUUUGAUUUAACCGCUGCCGCCGAAGGAUGGAAUCAAAUGCUUGUAUCAUCAAAUACUGAUUUAUUGUGGAUACAGCAACUGUGUUUACAUCCAUAUCAACGUUUGAAUGUGAAACAGAAUGGAUCUUCCUCAUCAUCAUCUUCAUUAAUAGGAAGAAGAUUUAUUCAACUGUCACCACUAUUUAAUGGUUUGAUUGCAUUUGAUGAAGAUGACUGGUGUAGUCGUAAUACAGUAUUAUGGGAUUCAGAUGAAGAAUCUGAUAAAACGAAUGACACUUUCGUUCAUCUUAUACAUUAUAGCAUUAAAUGUGAAAAGAUUAUCUAUUGCAAACAUUAUAAAUUUAUAGUGCAGUUAGAUCUAACAAAUUCAGGUCCAGUUUAUCAAUGUUUGUAUUUUCAACUGCUUAAUAAAAAUGAUCCAAUAAAAAUUAUCAAUAUUCUACAAAGUAAACAUGUCAGUCUACAUCCUGAUGAAUCACUAUGCGAUGACAGAGCUGAAUUUGAUUCGAUUCUCUGGAUACCUUCACUCUCUAAAAAUCUGAAUGAUUUAUUCAUUCCAUGUCCUUUUGUUGGUGGAUUCCAAAUUACAAGUUUAAGUAGAGUUACUUCUGAAAAACCUAUUUGUGAAUAUCAGACAUUCGCAACAUUGGAAAGUGAUUGUGUUAUAAAUGAAGGGAUUGAGUGGACGUUUGAUGACCCAAAGUGUAAUAUAUUUGAGGUCAACAGCAUCAGUCAUCAUAAUUGUUACGCUUCUUGGAAAAGGAUGGUUUGA